Myripristis murdjan (pinecone soldierfish) is the source of this 870-nucleotide messenger RNA. RefSeq names its product deoxyribonuclease I (gene dnase1). Lineage: Eukaryota; Metazoa; Chordata; Actinopteri; Holocentriformes; Holocentridae. Gene Ontology annotation, molecular function: DNA binding; deoxyribonuclease I activity. The coding region runs from base 13 to 870 and encodes 285 amino acids. Gene Ontology annotation, cellular component: nucleus. Gene Ontology annotation, biological process: DNA catabolic process. The transcript has 9 exons. The record is from RefSeq and is a predicted model, not a curated record.
CACAGAAGCAGGAUGCGUUUGGUGUGUGCGUUGGCUCUGUUUGUGGCCCUGCUGCAGCUGGCCAACUGUCUGCGGCUGGCAGCCUUUAACAUCAAGUCAUUUGGGGACAAGAAAGCCUCCAACGCAACGCUGAUGGACAUCAUCACCACGAUUGUCCAUCGCUAUGACGUUGUUCUGAUCCAGGAGGUCAGAGACAGCGAUCUGUCAGCAACCAAAAAACUCAUGGAGCGUGUCAACAGAGGUUCUCCUCAGUUCAGGUAUGGUCACAUCGUCAGUGAGCCUCUGGGUCGCAGCACCUAUAAGGAGAGAUACCUCUUCCUCUACAGAGAGGAGAUGGUGUCAGUGGCUAAAAACUACACGUAUGAUGACGGCUGUGAGCCCUGUGGAACAGACACGUUCAACAGAGAGCCCUUUGUUGUCAUGUUCUCCUCCAAACACACUGCGGUGAGGAACUUCGUCCUGAUCCCCCAGCACACCUCUCCCGACUCGGCCGUGGAGGAGGUGGACGCUCUCUACGACGUGGUGGCUGACGUCCGCAAACGCUGGAAGACCAAUGACAUCUUGUUGCUGGGUGACUUCAACGCAGGCUGUAACUAUGUGAUGGGCUCUGACUGGCAGAAGAUCCGCCUCUUCACAGACAAGACUUUCCACUGGCUGAUCCCUAACGAGGCUGACACCACAGUGUCACACACUAACUGCCCCUAUGACAGGAUUGUGGCCACGGCUGACAUGGUGAAGGGGGUGGUCCCCGGCAGUGCAGUGGUCUACGACUACAUGAUGGACCUGAAUCUCAGCCAUAAUCUGGGACUGGCUGUGAGCGACCAUUUCCCUGUGGAGGUGGAGCUGAUUGGCCACGCUGCUGCUGCCUGA